Elephantulus edwardii (Cape elephant shrew) is the source of this 1770-nucleotide messenger RNA. RefSeq names its product interferon-induced guanylate-binding protein 1-like. NCBI's taxonomy places the organism in Eukaryota, Metazoa, Chordata, Mammalia, Macroscelidea, Macroscelididae. Gene Ontology annotation, biological process: defense response to protozoan; defense response to Gram-positive bacterium. Gene Ontology annotation, molecular function: GTP binding; GTPase activity. Bases 1 to 1770 code for a protein of 589 amino acids. The record is from RefSeq and is a predicted model, not a curated record. The transcript has 10 exons.
AUGGCUUCUGAGACCCACAUGCCAGGCCCAGUGUGCCUCAUUGAGAAUAUUAAUGACCGAUUGGUGGCUAAUGAGGAAGCUCUGAAGAUUCUGUCUGCCAUUACCCAGCCUGUUGUAGUGGUGGCUAUUGUAGGCCUCUAUCGCACAGGCAAAUCCUACUUGAUGAACAAGCUGGCUGGGAAGAAAAACGGCUUCUCCGUGGGCUCCACUGUGCAGUCCCACACCAAGGGAAUCUGGAUGUGGUGUCUGCCUCAUCCUAUGAAGUCAGACCAGACCCUAGUUCUGCUUGAUACUGAGGGACUUGGAGAUGUUGAGAAGGAAGACAAUCAGAGUGACUCCUGGAUCUUUGCCUUGGCAAUACUGCUGAGCAGCACCUUCAUAUACAACAGCAUGGGAAUCAUCAACCAGCAAGCCAUGGAACAACUGCACUAUGUGACUGAGCUGACAGAUCGAAUCAGGGCAAAAUCCUUGCCCAGUAUCAGGGAGGCUGAUGAUUCAGCUAACUUUGUGAGCUUCUUCCCUUCCUUUGUGUGGGCUCUCAGAGAUUUCUCCCUAGAUCUGGAAGCAGAUGGACAACCCAUCACUGCUGAUGAAUACCUGGAGCGUUCACUAAAGCUAAAACAAGGUACUGAUCCAAAGAUUAAAAGCUUUAAUGAGCCUCGAUUAUGCAUCCGAAAGUUCUUCCCUGAGAAGAAAUGCUUUAUUUUUUACCAACCUGUUGAGACCAGGAACCUUACUAGUCUUGAGAACCUCCAGAAGGAAGAGUUGAACCCUGAGUUUGUAAACCAAGUUGAAAAGUUCUGCUCCUACAUAUUCAGUCAUUCCAAGGCCAAAACCCUUUCAGGUGGCAUCAUUCUCAAUGGAACACGGCUAGAGAAAUUAAUACAAAUCUAUGUCGAUACCAUCAGCAGUGGGAAACUGCCAUGCAUGGAGAACGCAGUCCUGGCCUUGGCUAAAACAGAGAACUUGGUUGCAGUGGAAAAGGCCAUUGCCCAUUAUGACCAGCAGAUGGGCCAGAAGGUACAGCUGCCCACAGAAACCCUUCGGGAACUGCUGAACCAGCAUAGAAACUGUGAGAAAGAGGCCAUCGAGGUCUUCAUGAAGAACUCCUUCAAGGAUGUGAACCAAAAGUUUCAGAAGGAAUUAGAGGAGCUGUUAUACACAAAGCGAGAAGAUUACUGUAAACAGAAUAAAAAAGCAUCCACAGAGUUUUGUAAGACUUUGAUUCAGGAAAUUUUUGGCCCUCUAGAAGAAGACGUGAAACAAGGGAUAUUUUCUAAAGCUGGAGGUUAUCAUCUCUUUAUUCAGAAGAAAGAAGAGUUGAAGAAGAAAUACUACCAGAUGCCCAAAAAGGGAGUACAGGCAGAAAAGACACUGAAGACGUACUUGGAAUCCAAAGAUGAUGUGGCUAACAAAAUUCUACAGGUUGACCAGUCACUGACAGAAAGUGAAAAAGAGCUUGAAGUGGAACGUACAAAAGCUGAACUUGCAGAUUCUUUUACAAAACUUCUGAACGAAACCCUAAAGAUGAAUGAGGAGAUGAUGAAAGAGAGAGAAAAAAGUUUUCAGGAACAUAUAAGACAACUGGCUGUGAAAAUGGAGGCAGAGAUGACCCAGCUACUGGCAGAGCAAGGAAGAAUUUUUAAUCUGAAAAUGCAGGAACAUGAACAACUUCUCCAGGAAGGAUUUGCACAUGAAAGCAAGAAAAUACAAAAAGAAAUUGAGACUCUCAAGAAGGAAAUCAAUAACCAAGGCUGUUUACUGCUGUAA